UCUAUUGCACUGGGUUAAUAUCAACGAAGUUAGAUUUCUCUCAUUUGGCAACAUACUUCAACAUCUUUGGUUAACGUUUGAGAAGGACCAAAGUUUUAGUAAUAUAUAAGUAAUAUAUAUAAGAAUUAAUAAUGGUAAACGUACCGAAAACAAGACGCACCUUUUGCAAAGGGAAGUGUAAGAAGCAUACAUUGCAUAAGGUUACACAGUACAAAAAAGGAAAAGAAUCUAUAUGGGCACAAGGAAAGAGGAGAUAUGAUAGAAAACAACAAGGUUAUGGUGGGCAGACAAAACCUAUUUUUCGGAAGAAAGCGAAAACAACUAAAAAAAUUGUAUUAAGAAUGGAAUGUUCAGCAUGCAAAUACAGAAAGCAACUUCCAAUCAAGCGGUGCAAACACUUUGAAAUUGGAGGUGAUAAGAAAAGAAAGGGACAAAUGAUCCAGUUUUAAACUUGCUGUUGAUAAUGCUGUGUAUAGUUUUCGAAAUAAAAUAUUUCAAAAACUAGA
Messenger RNA from Stegodyphus dumicola, 506 nucleotides. RefSeq names its product ribosomal protein L36A (gene RpL36A). Gene Ontology annotation, cellular component: ribosome. Gene Ontology annotation, biological process: translation. Gene Ontology annotation, molecular function: structural constituent of ribosome. Lineage: Eukaryota; Metazoa; Arthropoda; Arachnida; Araneae; Eresidae. The record is from RefSeq and is a predicted model, not a curated record.